UAAAAAGUUGUAAUUUGCUUUUUUUCGACAGAUUUUUUGAAGAAAUUUUAAUUUCACAGCAUAACUGCUGAAAUGGAUCUUUUAAUAACGGCAGAUCCUCAUUUUAUCCCAGGAUAUUCCGGUUAUUGUCCGCAGUACCGAUUCAAUUGCGGUGAAACGUACGCAAAAGCCACGCAUAAACUGCUGCUCGAUCCUACAAUUAAUCAUGCGAAAAUACUUAUCCUAGCGGAUCGUGCAGUUACCGAUUGCGAGCGACCAUCAAAGAGCGAUAUUGAUACGGUCAAUACUCGUUUCAAGAGGACCGAUUCUCUCUUCGUUCACCCUAUGUUGCCAGGAUAUGAGGGUUUUGUACCAGGAUCGAACAUUAGACUCGGACAAAGAUACGCGGUGCACGCGACCGAAGGUCUCGCCGACUUCGAACGACAACAAUUGCAAAAUAAGGCGGCUUUAGAUCGGCUGAGGAGGACGAUCAAUGUGCAAUGUGGACGAGCCGAGCCCCGGAAUUUGGAAGAACGUCUGCUAAUUAAGACCUCGUUUAAAUUACCUUUGCUUACUGUGCGACCUGAAUAUGCAACAAUGAAUAAUUUAUCAUCCGACGAGAAAUCUCUUAUCACCCAAUCGAAUAAAAUGAAAUUUUCAGAUAAACAAAAUCCCACGUGGUAUUCCUUCAUCCGCGAAAACGCGAAAAGAUACGCGACUCAUAUUCCUCACGGCUAUUUCGAAACAUCGAUUAUUCCAUCGUACGACGAUGCAUUAUACAGUUUCGCAAAAUGUCAAAAAGGACCAAGUGUAAAAUAUAAAAUAACGACUGAGAUCUAUCUGGAACCACCGUUACUUGUCCAAUCCACUGAAAUCUACCAUAAAAACGUCGGAAUGAUACCGAAUUAUUUUGGACAUAUUCCUGGAGCAAUGUUCAGAUGCGGUAAAACGUUCGGAGUUGAUUCAAAAGAUGUCAAGAAAUGGCUUCGAAGAGACUCCGACCUGUAAUUUAACUUUACAACAAUGCU
Messenger RNA from Mycetomoellerius zeteki, 1007 nucleotides. Its product is annotated as UPF0605 protein CG18335. The transcript is spliced from 9 exons. Lineage: Eukaryota; Metazoa; Arthropoda; Insecta; Hymenoptera; Formicidae. Bases 73 to 987 code for a protein of 304 amino acids. The record is from RefSeq and is a predicted model, not a curated record.